AUGGAAAUUUUAUUCAAAAUCAAAGUGCCAUGGAGGCAGUUACAUCAGAAGGACUUGCUUUCCCGUGUUCAGAUGUUGAAAGCUCUUCCGCGUGCAGCUUCGGUUCGUGGUGGAGGACGCACGCUUCCAGCGUCUUGGCGACGGCCACAAGCGAACGUGAUCAAGGUCAAUUUUGAAGGUUCCUGGAAGAAGGGAUGUCCAACAGGGUUUGGGUGUGUUGCUCGGAAUGAGGAGGGGCUUGUGAUGGCAGCAGCGACGGCAUAUCCGGUUGACGCUUCCUCUUCCUUGAUUACUGAGGCGCUUGCUUUCCGUUGGAGUUUAUCUAUAGCAGCUGAUUUGAUCUUCAUGGAUGUGGUGUUAGAGACAGAUUGCCUCCAGCUUUUUGAUGCAUGGCACAAACCAUUGCAUGGACCUUCUUAUUUUAUUUAUAUUCUUAAAGAUUGUAAGGAUUUGGUUUUGAGUUUUCGUAGUUUUAAUUUGUCGUUUGUUCGCCGAUCCGGUAACUCUGUAGCCGAUCACUUGGCUAAGAACUCCUCAAGAUAUCCCAACCAUGUUUGGAUUGAGGAGGUUCCUCCGGAUUGUGUUCCUUUAAUUGAUUAUGAUGAAACUACUUGUUGUUUAAGUAGAGAAAAACAAGAGAGGCGGACUAAAUUGAAAUCUAAUUUUUUAACAUUCAGAUUGUGA
Molecule: messenger RNA, 684 nt
Organism: Lotus japonicus
Lineage: Eukaryota; Viridiplantae; Streptophyta; Magnoliopsida; Fabales; Fabaceae
Exons: 1
Coding region: 1-684 (227 amino acids)
Molecular function (GO): nucleic acid binding; RNA-DNA hybrid ribonuclease activity
Source: RefSeq, a predicted model, not a curated record